CUGAUAUCACGUAAUCAAUUGCUUUUGUCCUUCGCACCAACCACUUUUGGAUUUUUUGACUGUAAAUUUUUGAAUUUAUAAGAGAAUAAGAGUACAAAAUUGUAUUCGUUAGAAUUAGAACGUCCUGAGAGGUUGUAUUGUUUUGAUUAGUUUCGUCUAUUGCAUUCGUUAGAAUCAUGGGCCUUUUGGUACUUGGAACGCCGUUGGAUUGGCCUGAAUCAGAGAAAUUUCAUAAUUACGUUCGCGAAAAUGGCAUUAAGCAAUUCUUGCACAUGUACGAUAGCUUCAUCUCUAAAAAGCAAGAUGUCUUGUUGUGGGGAGACGAAAUUGAGUACAUUGUUGUUUCUAUGAAUGAUAAAGAGAAAACAGCACGGGUUAGUCUUCGACAAGAAGAAAUUUUAAAAGCUUUAGGUGAUUAUGAGGAACGCUUUAAGCAUGUCGACUUUUCUCCCAUUUACGCUGCGCUAAAGAACACAUCAUGUCCUAAGCGGACGAACGCAAUGUUAAGUGAAGCUGCUGGUAAUCCUGCAGCAUUCGUGGAGCGUUUGGUUAAGGAAAACCAUACUUAUUCAAAGAAUGAAACUACUCCUUUUAGAGCUCAAUUUGUUGUACCUACUUUUCAUCCAGAGUAUGGAAGGUACAUGCUUGAAAGCACUCCUGGCGCGCCCUAUGGAUCCGUUUUAAAGGAUUUUCUAUUUGUAGAAUUCAAUAUGCUUCUAAGGAGAAAAAUUAUUGAAAAUUAUUUACUUCCUCAUGAACACCCCCUUACAAUCACGAAUUUUUUCCGUCUAGGCACUGACCACUUUACAGAUCCUGAAACUAAAGCCGACGGUUCCAUUUCAAGAUCUUUCUUCUUACCUGAUGAUGUUAUCAAUACACAUGUACGAUUUCCAACCUUAACCGCUAAUAUUCGUCAACGACGUCAAAGAAAGGUUGCUAUGAAUGUACCGAUCUUCUUUGAUAAAAAUACUCACAAACCUUUUCGUGAUCCCACAAUACCCUGGAACAGAGAUUUAUAUCCAGAGGAUAAAAAUGCAAAAGAAGGUGCUGCGUUGGAAAAUCAUAUAUAUAUGGACAGCAUGGGUUUUGGUAUGGGGUGUUGUUGUUUGCAAAUUACGUUCCAGGCCAAAAAUUGCGAUGAAGCUCGUUUGCUGUAUGAUCAACUAAUCCCGAUAACUCCUUUAAUGCUUGCUCUCUCUGCCGGUACGCCAGCCUUUCGAGGUUAUUUGGCUGAUCAGGACUGUCGAUGGAAUGUUAUUGCUGGUGCAGUAGAUGAUCGUACAAAAUCCGAAAUGGAAUAUAUUCCAAAAUCUAGAUAUGACUCUGUCGAUAUGUACAUUUCUAAUGAUCCCCGGAAUCUCCAAGAAUACAAUGAUAUUCCUGUAGUAGUAAACGAGGGUUGUUAUGAACAGUUAAUAAAGGGAGGAAUUGAUGAAAGAUUAUCGAAGCAUAUGGCCCAUAUAUUUGCGCGUGAUCCUUUGGUUAUUUUCAGUGACAACAUUCAGCAAGAUAACAGUAUGUCUAAUGGUCAUUUUGAAAACUUAAACUCUACCAAUUGGCAAUCCAUGCGUUUUAAGCCUCCUCCACUCAACAGCUCAGUUGGUUGGCGAGUUGAAUUUCGAUCAAUGGAAAUACAAUUUACAGAAUUUGAAAAUGCUGCUUAUUCCAUAUUUGUUGUUAUGCUUUCCAGAGCUAUUCUCUCUUUUAACUUGAAUUUUUACAUGCCUAUUUCUUUGGUUGAUGAAAAUAUGGUAGCUGCCCAGGCUCGCGAUGCAAUUCAUCAGAAGAAAUUUUGGUUCAGGUGCAAUCCGUUUCCGAAUGCCGAAGAUCCUGAAGAACGCGGCCGGUAUCGUCAAUUAAGCUUAGAUGAAAUUUUUGGUGGAGAACGAACCGAAGAAGGAUUCCCUGGUUUGGUACAAAUAGUCCGCAGCUAUUUGUAUUCUUGUAAUCCCGAUGCUGAAACAUUAUGUUCACUUGAUCGUUACCUUCGUUUAAUUUCACAGCGUGCAAGUGGAGAAUGUAUGACUGCAGCAUCUUGGAUUCGGAAAUUCAUCACAACCCAUCCUCUUUAUAAGCAAGACAGCGUGGUUUCAUCUGAAAUAAAUUUUGAUUUGGUAAAGCGCAUUACAAGCAUCAUCAAUGGUGAACACGAUGAGGAUCUCUUUGGUAAUUGUCGUUGCUAAAGCCGGGGUUUCAUUCAUUUUAAAGUAUUCAAUGUUCGUUAAUGCUAAUUGAAGACCGUUAAAUUCUCAGUACUAAAAAUAAUGCAGUCUUUUAGAUGAGACUAAUCUUAGAAAUUUACAAAGUUUGACCCUUCCAUUAACAAAAACUAAAGUUAAU
Molecule: messenger RNA, 2340 nt
Organism: Schizosaccharomyces cryophilus OY26
Lineage: Eukaryota; Fungi; Ascomycota; Schizosaccharomycetes; Schizosaccharomycetales; Schizosaccharomycetaceae
Product: glutamate-cysteine ligase Gcs1
Exons: 2
Coding region: 177-2183 (668 amino acids)
Biological process (GO): glutathione biosynthetic process
Cellular component (GO): glutamate-cysteine ligase complex
Molecular function (GO): glutamate-cysteine ligase activity
Source: RefSeq, a predicted model, not a curated record